Molecule: messenger RNA, 618 nt
Organism: Enterobius vermicularis (human pinworm)
Lineage: Eukaryota; Metazoa; Nematoda; Chromadorea; Rhabditida; Oxyuridae
Source: the annotation of a GenBank genome assembly
AUGGCUACCAUGAAUCCGGAAUACGAUUAUUUGUUCAAACUGCUUUUGAUUGGAGACUCAGGCGUGGGUAAAUCCUGUUUAUUGUUGAGAUUUGCUGAUGAUACGUACACGGAAUCAUAUAUAUCAACUAUAGGUGUUGAUUUUAAGAUUCGCACAAUUGAAUUAGAUGGAAAAACGAUUAAACUACAAAUUUGGGACACUGCGGGCCAAGAACGUUUUCGUACCAUAACUUCGAGUUAUUACCGAGGCGCUCAUGGUAUUAUUGUUGUUUACGACAUUACAGACCAGGAAUCCUUCAAUAAUGUGAAGCAGUGGCUACAAGAAAUAGAUCGUUAUGCUUGCGAGAAUGUAAAUAAGCUGCUGGUUGGAAAUAAAUGCGACUUAACCACGAAAAGAGCAGUUGAACAGAACGCUGCAAAAGAAUAUGCAGAACAAUUGGGAAUUCCCUUUUUAGAAACUUCGGCCAAGUCUUCAACGAAUGUCGAGCAGGCUUUUUUGACAAUGGCUGGAGAAAUCAAAAAUCGUAUGGGGCCUGUUCAGCAGGCUGGGACAGGUCCAUCUGUUCGCAUUGGUGAUCACAGGCCGGUCAACGAAAAGAAAGCGGGUGGUUGUUGCUAG